Molecule: messenger RNA, 1181 nt
Organism: Closterium sp. NIES-67
Lineage: Eukaryota; Viridiplantae; Streptophyta; Zygnematophyceae; Desmidiales; Closteriaceae
Source: the annotation of a GenBank genome assembly
CUCCCAUCAAGGCAGUCCUUGGUGCACCUCUUUAUUCCAAGAUACUCCCAGAAGGAUCAUAUCUCUGUGCUCUUAGCUGGCUUCCAGUCAGCAUCGCCUAGGCAAGCUCCUACGUAACGUCGCUGCUUAAAAUAAUAGUAAAUAGGACAAAUAUCGCGGGUUUCACGAAUCGCUUUUAUGGCCACUUAUGCGGUGUCCAUGCUAUUUUAGGACUGACCGCCGCUCUCGCAUUGCCUUUCGAUCCAAAGCAUUUGCAACUCUCGUUGCAAGAGCAUAGGGGUUCCUAUCCCCGUUAAGAGCAUACGGGUUCUCUCUAAGGUUAAGACGCUUCGUUAGGGAUGGAGGAGGUAGAACUGGUGGCGUACGCGGGGAUCGCGACGAGCAAAGGGAAUAUUCUGGCAGAUUAUGGCCGGGAAAGGGACGCGUACCGAGAGGCUAUCUCAUCGGCGCUGCCCAGUCUCCCGCAACACGUGUCGCAAGUCUCCAUGGGCCACGGGCGUCUGUUCGUCCUGUUUCUGGUAGCAAAAGACGGCAUUGUCUUCUUCUGCCUGGGCUACGACCCCCUCACCAAGGACCAGGCGCGCGGGCUGCUGGGGCGCGUGCGCACUGCGUUCCUCUACGCCGCGCGCAAGUGCGACCUGCACUCGGGCGCGCCGCUCCCCGACGCCACGCGCGACAACAUCCGCAAGUCGUUCGCGUCGACGUUCCGGUCGCACAGAGGAAAGAUCGAGGAAGGCGCGCAGCCGCCCCUGACGAUCUACCACGACGCGCCGUUCGCGUACCGGACGAAAUCGGAGGACUCGUUUCCCGCAGGCUUUUCCUGACUUCGGUUCCCGGGCCGGGGCCUCAAGCAUGGGAUAGACUGCUCCUGCUGCCUCAAGUGUUGGGUUUACUGCUGGGCUCAACCCUGCUUGAAGGAUGGGGUAGGCUUCUUUCUCCUGCUCGCCCUUCAGCUUCAGCCUUCUAUUUGCCUCCUCCAAGGGGUUACAGGGAGUAGGCUAGCAAUCUAUAGGGGGUUCUCUAGGAUUUUGCCAACUUUCGUAACAGAAGAUGCUGAAUCCGGAUCAUGCCUUGAAGCAUGCAUAUAGCUUCCAGAUCCACACUCAUGAACAUUUAUAGCUUUCUGGUCUGCCCUCUACCUUGAUAACAUUGAAGCACAUCAACAUAUAAUUUCAUAUUUU